Molecule: messenger RNA, 1282 nt
Organism: Scomber scombrus (Atlantic mackerel)
Lineage: Eukaryota; Metazoa; Chordata; Actinopteri; Scombriformes; Scombridae
Gene: med11
Product: mediator complex subunit 11
Exons: 3
Coding region: 143-562 (139 amino acids)
Biological process (GO): regulation of transcription by RNA polymerase II
Cellular component (GO): mediator complex
Molecular function (GO): transcription coregulator activity
Source: RefSeq, a predicted model, not a curated record
UGACACAGCUUCAGUGUGGAAGAGGUGAAAGUCCAAAACUGAGUCGUGUCUGAGCUGAGCUGAGCUGAGCUGAGCUGAGCGCUGCGAGACCACACUGUGCUGCUGGACAGAGGACCAGGUUGUUGGACAGCCGAGGACUGUGAUGGCCAAUGAGCGGCUCCGAGCUCUGGAGGAUGUGGAGAAGGAGAUAGCAACGACCCUGCAGUGUGCUGGUACUAUCAUUCUGGAGCUUUCUAAAGACAAACACAAUGCCAGCCUCCUGGACAGACAGCUGGUCCAGUUCCAGAGCUCCGUCAACAGAGUGGAGAAUGAACUGAGCGGCCAGAUCCGCUACCUCACACAGGUGGCUACCGGUCAACCUCAUGAAGGUUCAACUUAUUCAGCCAGAAAGGACUGUCAGAUGGCCCUGAACAGAGCAGAGUACGCUAAGGUCAAACUGGGAGAACUGGGACGGACCUGUGAAGUCAUGCUGGAGCAACAACAGCAGCAGCAGCAACAGCAGCAGCAACAGCAGCAACAGCAGCAGCAACAGCAGCAGCAGCAACAGCAGCAGCAGACAUAAGAGCAGAGAGGACAGCUGGCUGACUGGAGGAUAACAGCAGCAUCUAUCUCAUGUUGAUGUGUCUACCACCAGUGUUUCUGAUCUUUUCACUGCUCCUUUUUUUAUUCAUGAUUACAAAUGCUCAAGAAUAUGACAGAUAUACAAGAACUAUGUCUAAGCAUGAAUAUUGUGUUUCUGGGUCCAUUUUGUUGUUUUGUGGUCCAUUUUUUCUUUUUAUAUGUCAACAUAUAAUCUGUAGAGCCUGUUGUACUUCUAAUGAAGCCACAGAGUGAUGACAGUUAUAAUUUGAGGACAGACUCAGGAGGAAUAUCUGGAUUUAGUCUGCACUGUGAAAUGUGCUCUUUGCAUUUCUUUCUCCCGUUUUUUUAAAAUUCUGUGUUUGAUAAUGUUAUGAUUUUGGCAAACAGGUGUUUAUUAUGCUCAUACGGUGCUCAUGGUUUGUAUUGACUUAAAUGGAAGAUUCUCUUCUUGGUCAAGUACAGUGAACUUUGCUUCGUGUAUUAGGCACAGACAGUGAGUGAAGCCAAGCUUGUUGUUUGUCUCUUGGCUUAAAAAUAUCAAAGCUUCAUUAAAUAUGUCCUCACAGUCUAUUGAAUCUUGUUUUGCUUGCUAAAUAAUACAAAAGCUUUUGUCAUGUUUGACAUCAGUUAAAGAUGUCACAUCUUCCAUCUGACAGGUGGAGAAGUUUACGUUCACAAACUUGAGGAAGCUGUGUGACAA